AUGCCACCGCCGCGAUCCCUGCGGCCCCUUUCUGGCCUCCGGCCCAACCCGCUGGCCGCCUCCCUUCAUCAUCGUCCUUUGCUAUGCCUGCGCGGCCUCGAACCCCUCGACCCGGGCGCGCGACCGGGCGCGGCCCGCACCGCCACUGCCGCGACAGCUCCCCGUCGGAGCUACGUCAGCCCGACGAACCCUCCGCCAACGACGACGCCGACGACGCCGACAGCGCCCGCCCUCGAGUCAUCGAUUGACGCGCGAAGAGAGCUGGAAGCGACGCUGCACGACCUCAAGAAGCACGCGGGCAGCUACGUCAACCUCUCGCGCCUGCACCUCGCGCUGCUGGGCCUCGGCCAACCCGCCGGCCAAGAGUCCAUCCGCGUCGCCGUGCUCGGGGUAGCUAACGAGGGCGACGCUUCCGGGACGGCAACCACGGCCAAGGCCGUCCUGCAGCUGCUGCUCGCGGACCCGCUCAAGGAUGCCGAGGAGUGGGAGACGCAGCUGGCCGCGCGUCGGCCGGGGUUUCCCGUCAUCGUCAAGGUCGGGCGCAAGAGGGACGGCCCCGACACGGGCGUCGUGAUGGAGCGGAGGGGCAUGUUUGAGGAGGUGCACGUCUCCUCGCCCGUUUACGACUCGUACAAUUUGGAGAUUUUGUUGAUGGACGUGAACCCGCCGUCGUCCCAGGAGGACGUCUCGAUCGAGGAGCAGCUGCUGGACCUGCCAGUCGACAUCCCCUCGAACACGGGCAAGUUUAGCCCCAUCAUGACGCCGGUACACAAGGCUCUCGUCGUGGCAGAUGGAUUCGCUAGUCUACGCUCCCUGGCAUCUGUGCCGGCGAACGACGAGACCAGCGUUAUUUACUCCGCCGUCAACAUCCCCGGAUACCACCCACCCGAGGGCACAAGUCUGCCGUUCCAGCCCAUCGACGUCGCAACCGCACGCCAGGGCGUCGACCUCAUCCGCCAGGAUAUCAGGAACGCAAUGGACUACGAGCGCGCUUGGUUCAGCAGCAACCUUCCAGCCCUGGCCGCCUGGCUCAAGACGGGCAUCGCCCAGCAGCCCGGCACCACAAAGCCUGUCGUUCUCUCUCUCGUCUCCUCCGUCCUGCAGGAGACAGCAGCCGCCAUCCAGGCUGCGGAGUCGCGUCGUUUCGCCGGCAAGCUUACCGUCGCGACGCAGUCGCCCUCCGCUUUGGCGCGGUGGAAGAAGCUGGGGUGGUGGAAGCUGUUCUGGCGCGUCGACGACGUGACCAUGCUAACCAACGACAUGCUCAACCAGCAGUUCCUCCCCAGCGCCGAGAAGAACCUCGUCCCUCUCGUUCCCCCAACCCGUACCCUCCUCCCCGCCACGGUCCCACCCCAACGGGAGACCCGCUGGCCUACCCACAUCUCCUUUACCCGCCGCUACCUCCAAGAGGAGACCAUCCCCGCACUACAGGCCUUGGCCCAGAAGCUUGUCCUUCAAUGCUACGCGACCUGCGGCCUGACCGCCUCGUUGUCGGGCCUCCUCUACGUUUCUGCCGGGGUCUCUAGUUUGUACGAAGCAGGCGCCGUCGCUGCUCUGGGUGUCGUAUGGAGCCUACGGCGGCUGCAGAAGAAGUGGGAAGCCGCACGCGGCUUUUGGGAGGGCGAGGUGCGCGAGGAGGGUAGGAAGGCGGUGAGAGGUGCCGAGGAGAGCAUAGCCCAGGCCGUCGAAGGCGGAUCUGGCGCGGGAACCCUCGCCGGGGAGGGCGAGGCAGAGCUUGAGAGGGUGCGCGAGCUAGUAGCCAAGGCAGAGGAAGCCCUGGCUAGGUUGAAGUAG
This is a messenger RNA of Parascedosporium putredinis, 1794 nucleotides long. Lineage: Eukaryota; Fungi; Ascomycota; Sordariomycetes; Microascales; Microascaceae. The record is from the annotation of a GenBank genome assembly.